Saccharomyces kudriavzevii IFO 1802 is the source of this 1473-nucleotide messenger RNA. It is a transcript of the gene GWT1, whose product is annotated as glucosaminyl-phosphotidylinositol O-acyltransferase. The record is from RefSeq and is a predicted model, not a curated record. The transcript has a single exon. Bases 1 to 1473 code for a protein of 490 amino acids. Gene Ontology annotation, biological process: GPI anchor biosynthetic process; protein localization to plasma membrane. Gene Ontology annotation, cellular component: endoplasmic reticulum; membrane. NCBI's taxonomy places the organism in Eukaryota, Fungi, Ascomycota, Saccharomycetes, Saccharomycetales, Saccharomycetaceae. Gene Ontology annotation, molecular function: glucosaminyl-phosphatidylinositol O-acyltransferase activity.
AUGUCGGACUUGAAACAGAGGAAAGAGAACUUUGUGACAGGCCUCAAUGGCGGCUCUAUAGCAGAAAUCAACGCAGUGACAUCAACUGCUUUGAUAACUUACAUAUCAUGGAACCUAUUGAGAAAUUCCACCCUUACGUAUACUGAAACGUGCAACGUACAAUAUAUGAUUGAUUUUGUGUUGAAUUGGGUUGCUUUGCUUCUAUCAAUCACUGUUUACGCCGGUGACCCAUAUCUUUUGAAUAUGCUAAUACUGUUACCUUGUUUGUUCGUAUUCCUUUAUGGGAAAUUCACGAACUCGAGCAAACCUUCUAAUAAAACACAUAAAAAAAAAAAGUUACUCUCACAAGAGUUCCAACUGGAAAAAAAGCCCUAUAUUACUGCCUAUCGUGGUGGGAUGCUUAUUCUGACUGCCAUUGCCAUCUUGGCUGUAGAUUUUCCGAUCUUCCCAAGAAGAUUUGCUAAGGUGGAGACGUGGGGUACAUCCUUAAUGGAUCUUGGUGUAGGGUCCUUCGUCUUUAGUAAUGGUAUUGUCUCUUCUAGAACAUUAUUGAAAAAUCUCAGCUUGAAAAACAAACCCAGCUUUGUAAGAAAUGUAUUCAAUGCUUUGAAAUCUGGGGGAACUCUAUUGUUCCUAGGCUUGAUGAGGUUAUUUUUUGUAAAAAAUUUGGAUUAUCAAGAGCAUGUCACAGAAUAUGGAGUACACUGGAAUUUCUUCAUCACUCUAGCAUUGCUACCACCCACUUUGACUCUUAUUGAUCCUCUUACGAAAAUAAUACCACGCUUUUCCAUUGCGAUAAUCAUUUCAUGUGUUUAUGAAUGGCUGCUUUUGAAGGAUGAUCGAACUUUGAAUUUCUUAAUUUUGGCCAAUAGAAAUGGUUUCUUCAGUGCAAACAGAGAAGGUAUUUUGUCAUUCUUAGGUUAUUGCUCGAUUUUCCUUUGGGGUCAAAAUACAGGAUUUUAUUUGUUGGGAAAUAAACCAACUUUAAACAAUCUCUAUAAACCUUCUACGGAUGAUUUGGUUGUCAGUUCAAAAAAACCCUCCACUUGGGACCAUUGGACUUCGGUAACCCCGCUGACCGGUCUUUGUAUAUGGGGCACAGUUUCCAUCGUUGUCAGCCAGCUAGUGUUUCAAUAUCAUCCUUAUAAUAUUUCAAGAAGAUUCGCCAACUUACCAUACACUUUGUGGGUUAUAACUUAUAAUUUACUGUUUUUGACUGGAUACUGCAUAACUGACAAAAUCUUCAAUAAUUCUGGUGAGAACUAUAAAGUUGCUCAGUCUUUGGAGUCGAUGAAUUCCAACGGGUUGUUCCUAUUUCUUUUGGCAAAUGUUUCUACGGGGUUUGUUAAUAUGUCUAUGGUUACAAUAGAUGCUUCUCCCAUUGUUUCACUUUUCGUUUUAUUAGCAUAUUGCUCAUUUAUCGCUGUUGUAUCAAAUUUCUUAUUCAGAAGAAGACUAUUCCUUAAACUAUAG